Molecule: messenger RNA, 1125 nt
Organism: Kickxella alabastrina
Lineage: Eukaryota; Fungi; Kickxellomycota; Kickxellomycetes; Kickxellales; Kickxellaceae
Product: kinase-like domain-containing protein
Exons: 3
Coding region: 1-1125 (374 amino acids)
Biological process (GO): protein phosphorylation; intracellular signal transduction
Cellular component (GO): cytoplasm
Molecular function (GO): ATP binding; protein serine/threonine kinase activity
Source: RefSeq, a predicted model, not a curated record
AUGAUCAUCCGGGAGCUCGGGCGCGGCACGCACGGCAAAGUCAAGCUGGCGUUCGACACGGCGGCCGGGGAGUACUUUGCGAUCAAGAUAAUCGACAAGGAGUCCCGCGACCGGCGGCUGCGCCCGGGCGCGGCGGCGGCGCGGGCGCACGGCAACGUGCGCAUUGAUGUGGACAAGAUGGAGAAGGUCAAGCGCGAAAUCGCCAUUCUGAAGAAGUGCUGCCACCCGAACGUCGUGCGGCUGCACGAGGUCAUCGACGAUGCGCACGCGCGGCGCAUUUACCUUGUCAUCGAGUUUAUGGACGGCGGCGAGAUCGCCUGGCGCGACAACGACGGAAUGCCGAAGAUGGGCGCUGCCGAGGCACGCAGUGUGUUCCGCGACCUGGUGCUUGGCGUCGAGUACCUGCACUACGUCGGCGUGCUGCACCGGGAUCUGAAGCCGCAGAACCUGCUGUGCAAUAAGGCCGGUCGUGUGAAGAUCUCGGACUUUGGCAUCGACUUCAAGUACGACGAGAAGGACGAGGAGCGCGAGCUGGCAAAGACUGCCGGCACACCGGCCUUCUUUGCGCCCGAGAUGUGCUGCACAAACGAGGAGCUGGCCAAGCCGCUCCCGGCCAAUGUCAUCACGCCGGCUAUCGACAUCUGGGCCAUGGGCGUCACGCUGUACUGCCUCAUCUACGGGCGCGUGCCAUUCCGCGCCACGACCGAGUUCGAGCUAUUCAACAUUAUCCCGCGCCAGCAGCUAGAGUUCCCACAGCUGCUCGAAGCAUCAGACUCGCCUAUGUCCAAGAUAAUGCCGCCUCUGGAUUCUGAGCUGCACGACCUGCUGGUGCGCAUGCUGGACAAGGACUUCCGCACGCGCAUUACCAUUGACGAGAUCAAGCAUCAUCCAUGGGUCGUGCGCGAUCUCGCGCAUCCGUCUAGCUGGGCCCACGAGACCGACCCUGUCCACCGCCCGUCGCUCAAUGUGACCCUGCAAGAGGUCGAACAGGCUGUCGUGCCGAAGAUGCGCCAGCAGCAGGACGAGGAGCAGGGCUUCCGCGCGUCUCUUCGCCGCCGUAUCUCGCAGAUGCACAGUACUGCCACGAAGACAAAGUCAUCACUGGACUGGCUCAAAAUCUGGUAA